This is a messenger RNA of Raphanus sativus (radish), 949 nucleotides long. RefSeq names its product vacuolar protein-sorting-associated protein 37 homolog 1. Gene Ontology annotation, cellular component: ESCRT I complex. NCBI's taxonomy places the organism in Eukaryota, Viridiplantae, Streptophyta, Magnoliopsida, Brassicales, Brassicaceae. Gene Ontology annotation, biological process: protein targeting to vacuole; ubiquitin-dependent protein catabolic process via the multivesicular body sorting pathway; protein targeting to membrane. The coding region runs from base 172 to 843 and encodes 223 amino acids. The record is from RefSeq and is a predicted model, not a curated record. The transcript is spliced from 7 exons.
AUACAAAAGUAAAAAAGUUUUCGUCGACAAACACGCUUUCUAACCGAAGUUCCCAAAGUCUUCGAUCUUAUAGAAAGUCCUUUAAUUUGGUCGAUCCUGUAAAAGGGCAAACUCUUUUUUUUUCCGACAAGACACAAGCUUCUUCUGGUUAUUCGCCGAAUUAUAGAAACGAUGUUCAAUUUCUGGGGAUCAAAAGACCAACAAGGGCAAUCACGUCCUCCUCCGGAAGUUUCUUCUUCUUCGCAGCAGCAGCAGCCAUGGUACUCUCCUUCUCUAGUCAGCUCGCCAAGCUCCUCAUCUCGGCCUCAAACAUCUGGUCACAUUCCAGCACAUGUUUCACCUGGUGAAGCAGCUGGCAUUAUUACCUUCUUGAAAGACAAAAGUGUGGACGAGCUCAGGAAGCUUCUAUCUGACAAAGAUGCGUAUCAGCAGUUUCUGCUCUCUCUUGACCAGGUCAAGGUCCAGAACAAUAUCAAAGAUGAGCUCCGCAGAGAAACAUUGCAGCUAGCUAGAGACAACUUAGAGAAGGAGCCGCAGAUAACGGAGCUCAGAAACCAAUGCAGAAUCAUCCGUACGACUGAGCUAGCAGCUGCGCAAGAAAAGCUUAAUGAGCUGGAAAGACAAAAAGAAGAGAUCCUCAAGUUCUACUCCCCUGCUUCUCUUCUUAAUAAACUUCAAGAGGCUAUGAAUCAGGUUGAUGAAGAAUCUGAAGCUCUGCAAGAGAAGUUCCUAGAGAAGGAAAUUGAUACAGCUGCUUUUGUUCAGAAAUACAAGAAGCUGCGCACUAUCUAUCAUCGACGUGCAUUGAUUCAUCUUGCUGCUAAAACCUCAACCAUCGGUUGAAACUAUGAUAACCAGUCCUUUUUUUUUUGUCUUGUGACUUAUGAUGUUGUAAAAGAAAUGAUUUUGCUGUUUACGUUCAUACUAUAUUGAUUUGACAUUGAAACCA